CAAGCAUCGAAGCGAAGAGAAAUACAAAGCGUGUGGCUUUGUGCGUGGGGAAAGACGUAUUUAUCACAGAAUCGGCAAUAUUUUCAAACUUAAGCAUGUGUUGUGAAAACUCCUAGAACAAUCUGGAUUCAAUGAUGUUGGACUUACAGUUAUUUCGUAUACAUUGGCCGAGAUGGAUCGAGCAUAUUGUCAGGAAUUAACGGAAUGUUUGUGGCGAGUGAAUUUUUGAUCUGUGAUCUCGUCCAUAUGACCAGUGCGUAGAGUUUUGGCGCGUUUGGAUUAUAACACACAAUGUCCUGUGCUAAAGUUAUCAGCAGAAAGCUACACGAAAGUUACGAUUCUGAAUGCUUGUACCAGGGAGAGUUCCUACAACUUGACAACGAUUUGCAAUAUAUUCGCCAUGCCCGAAUGUUUGUAAUGAGAGAUCGAAUCUGUCUGGCGUCUUUAGACCAUGAGGAUGGCGAUUGUAGUAUUAAUAAUUGCUUAGAAAUAUCUCGUUCAUGUGUCAACAUUGACUUUGUCAAGAAUUCUCCUUAUACGUUUAAAUUGAAUGUAAAACACCCGGAGAAUGAUACCAAUGUUUAUCAAUUGUGCGACAGACAAGACUCGUGGCCAGAAUUUCUACGAUCCUUUGAUUUAUACGAUAACGUUGAAGAAACAAGCAAUAGAAGAGUUCUGCCAAAAGUCACUUUCGAUGAGAUGGAUGAUUAUAUAUCUGAUUCGGAAAGCGAAUGUUCAUCACUAAGCGAAGGCAGCAGUGCAGAUGAUAUUGGCCUACCACGAUAUUUUACACUUCGUGCUGGCCAAGGUCUUGGCACGAUGUCUAUGUAUAAUGUAAAUAAUGCCAUGAUGAUGAUGAAUCCCGGCCAUGUACGCAGACUUAAUAAAGAUACUUCGAAUCGUCGUGGUUCGAUAGACUUUUUAGGCUUACCCUGCAGUGAAUCGGACGAAAGUCUACGGCAUUCAAAUUCUUAUCCGCAGCUGAACUGUAAUACAAAAACAGAGCGAAGUAGAUCUCUGCCAAACCUGACAGAAUUAGAUAAUGUUUUAGUGGAUCAUGAUUUGAGAUAUGGCAGCUUUAAUAAACCAAAACGUAUUGGAUCAGGAUAUAAUAUACAUAGACAUAGACAUAGUGAUGAUGAAAGAACAGCACAAUUCCUGUCAUCAGUGGAGUAUAGAACAGAAUAUGGUAAAAGAAAUGCAAAUAAUCAUAGAGAGCUCUUUCUAAACGAACAAAUACGAAAACUUAUUGCUCAGCCUAGUAGCAUUAAGUUUUGUAAUACUGCUGGAAGAACUCAGGAUAAAAACGAGAAUAAGCUUGAUCCCAUAUGUGAAAGUGUAGCACAGGAACAUUUCGCUGAGCCAAAAUCCCCAACAGAACAGCCUAAAACAAGAGCUAUCGAAGUCAUAGAUUCUGCUGGUGGUAAAUUCAAGCUAUCUUUAAAACGAUUCUGGAAGCGCCGAGACAAACUAACUAUUAACAAGUCUGGAGUUAAGUCGGAUGUGACAGUUCAACAAGAAAACGAUCCGGAACAUGUUGUUUUUAUUAAUAAACUUGCUGUGGAUUAUAAAUGCAACAAUGUACAGUCCAUGCCCAGCUAUGCGGUGUCCAGCGAUAGACGAGGAGGGCUAGGCUCUGAUGUGAGUGGAAAAAAAGAACAAGUAAAUAUAUCUACUGUUACGAAACAAAAAGAUUGCGUCUCCCCAACAGGAGUCCAACAAAAGGAGAAAUCCAAGUUAACUCCAAAUUCCCAGCCAACCUUCACAGGCAAGGAUACGAUCAGAAAGAAAAUUGUUAAGCGUGUUCUUUCUCCUUUCACUAUUCUUCGUUCCGUAUCAGAAGAAGAAAAAACCAUCAACGACCUUCCGCCAACGGAGAGCGCCGGCUACGAAGGGAAGUGUGAUGACGUAUUAGUCGAAGUUCGUCCGAAGAAACUACUCGAUAUGAAUCCUUUAUAUCUUGCUCAAGAACUGUGUCUGAUUGAUAAAGAACUUCUCGUUCGCAUACCUUGGAUUGAAUUAUCCACUUGUGGCUGGAUGACAAAACACAAGUACCAACGUUCUCCAAGUGUCAUGGCAAUGGUGGAGUUUUUUAAUCGCAUUGCUCUUCUUGUUGCUUCGGAAAUAUUGUUCGAAGUUGAUCCUCAGAUGCGAGUUCGUGUUAUCUCUAAAGUUAUUCAGGUCGCUAACAAACUUCGUACAAUGGGUAACUUCAACUCCCUAAAAGCACUUCUGGGUGGUUUGCAAUGCACGCCAAUCUACCGUCUCAAGGAGACUUGGAAAGAAGUGUCUUCAAAACGGAAAAAGCACUUCCGCGAGCUGUCAAAGCUAAUGAGCGAGGAAGAUAACUUCGCUGCGUAUAGAAAUGAGGUGGACAAUCUGAUGAACCAGAAAUCCCCGUGUCUACCAUUUCUCGGUGAUUUCCUGACGCAGAUUGCCCAGACGCAAACGUACUUGGCUUGUCGCAAGAAGAAGAGCCCUGAACCUCCAAAGAAUCGGAAUUCCUCCACAACAGAAAGCGACGCGAGCCCGACAACACCAACACCUCAGAGUAUCGUGAAACAGUCGUCAAGAGGGAAGACGCCUUCUCGAACGAGUUUGGUUAAAAGGCGAAGUACCUCGGUUAAAGUCAAUGAUGUCCGCUUUUCCAAGUCUUCCCCAAACCUCCCCGCGUCAUGCACUCGGACUCCCGAGAGACCGUCUCAUUAUCGUUCUACUCGAUUCCGAAGAUGUCGGAGUUGGCAGCACAGUAACGAUAGCGGAAUACAAGUGAACAAUAGCAAUAACUCCAGUUUGUCUGCAAGCUCAGCGUCUUUCUUGACCAGUAAUACGUCACUGGGUAGCGGUACGUUUGGAUUUCACCAAAAAAAUGGGACGACCGACGAUCGCUCCGGGAAUUCAAAACAACAGAACCUCGGCAGGUCUACAAGUACACCGACAUCCGUUAAGAAUUCUAUGAAAUUAAAACUUCGUCGUAAUCAAAGUGUUUCCGACAAGUGUCUGGCGAACUCUGACAGUGGAACUAGUUUAAAAACAAAACUUUCAUUCAUGCGUUCGUUUCGACGAAGUAAAAGCAUGGAUCAGUCACCAUCCAGUGCUGAGAGUAUACAGAGAUUGUAUACUGCUAGAACGGAGAACGGAGGAAGUCCUGGAAAGACUCCUGACGUGAAAGACUCUGGUCGCGUUCCUGAUGCCAAAGACACUGAAGAAACAGGUACGGAACUACAGCUCUGGCAUUUCCAUGUUGCUGCGAUCCAAUACAGCUUCCCUAGUCGAUCUCCUGUCAAAGACUUUUUGCUUUCAACAGCAUUUAACUCUGAAGAGGACAACUACAAACUGUCGUUGCAGAGAGAACCGCCUGCCAAGAAAUCUUCUCCAUGAGCAGAUUUUUUAUUUCGCCGUAAAUAUGGCUGCAAAGAGUAUAUAUAUAUUGAGAUAUAUGCAUCAUAUUUGAUGUGUGAUAUAGAGUAUAUAACUUGUAUUUCAACGCAGAGUAUGUAUGUUCACUCUUAAAGAGUUUGGCCUAUUUGUAAAUAUUUGGUUUUAAAAUAUCUGUAUUUCAGGAAUGCCGGGGCAAAUAUUUUAACUCCGUAUAAUAAA
Molecule: messenger RNA, 3600 nt
Organism: Dendronephthya gigantea
Lineage: Eukaryota; Metazoa; Cnidaria; Anthozoa; Malacalcyonacea; Nephtheidae
Exons: 7
Coding region: 292-3381 (1029 amino acids)
Biological process (GO): positive regulation of GTPase activity; Ras protein signal transduction
Cellular component (GO): plasma membrane
Molecular function (GO): guanyl-nucleotide exchange factor activity
Source: RefSeq, a predicted model, not a curated record